Molecule: messenger RNA, 1098 nt
Organism: Cryptococcus wingfieldii CBS 7118
Lineage: Eukaryota; Fungi; Basidiomycota; Tremellomycetes; Tremellales; Cryptococcaceae
Product: RNA binding protein
Exons: 7
Coding region: 1-1098 (365 amino acids)
Cellular component (GO): cytoplasm; nucleus; ribonucleoprotein complex
Molecular function (GO): mRNA binding
Source: RefSeq, a predicted model, not a curated record
AUGUCCGCUACUACCGAGAACGUCCAGGCCACCAACCCCGCCGCCCAAGAGGUCCAACAGCCUGCUGCUGAGGUGCCUGCCACCGCCACUGCCACAGAGACCCCUGCCCAGCCUUCCUUGAGGGUCUACUUUGGCAAGGUCGCUCGUGGUACCACCGAGGCCGAUCUUACUGCUUUCAUCAAGUCUGCCGGUGAGACCGAGAGCAUCUCCAUCCACGAGAGGACUCUUCCCGGCCGACGCGCCUACUUUGCGUUCGCCAACUACACCAGCCUCGACAGCUCCAAGAAGGCUGUUGAGCUUGACGGCCAGGAACUCAACGGCCGACCCGUCAUCGUCCAAUACGCCAAGGGCGAGGAGGAGGCCAACGCUGACCGUCAGGCUAGGACCGAGAAGCGCAAUGCCGCCAGGAAGGCUGCCGCGGAGAAGAAGGCUGAGGAGGCCAAGGCGGCGAAGGAGGCUAACCCUGAUGGCGCCGCUGCUGAGGCUGGCGGUGAGGCUGAGAAGCCCAAGAAGAAGAAGAACGCCAGGAAGAACCGCCGACGUGCUCCUGGAGACGAGGACGAGGGUGAGGAAGGCGAGGACGCCUCCAAGGCCAGGAUCGACGGUGAGGAGGCUACCGAGGCCGCUCCCAAGAAGGCUACCAAGCCCAAGGCCAAGAAGGCUCCUCAGGAGAAGAAGCUCGAGAUCUCUGACGAGGACUCUCCUUCCACCAUCUUUGUCGCCAACCUCCCCUUCUCUGUCGAUGACGCUGCCCUUACUGCCAUCUUCACCAACCUCUCCAUCCAGGUCAAGCGUGCCUCUGUCGUCACCCGAAGCGUUCGACGAGGCAACACCCGCAAGUCCGUCUCCAAGGGCUUCUCCUUUGUCGAGCUUGAGGACCCCAAGCAACAGGAGGAGGCCGUGCAAAAGGUCAACGGUACUCUGGUUGAGGGCAGGAACAUUACGGCCAAGAUUGCCAAGCUUAUGAAGGAGAAGGAGGUUGUUGCCGAGGCUGCUGCGGCCGAGACCGAGGGCAAGGGCGAGGAGGCUGUGGCGAAGGAGGAGGAGCCCGCCAAGCUCACUGUUGAGAACAUUGAAAAGGUAAACUCUGAUGGGUGA